Messenger RNA from Perkinsus marinus ATCC 50983, 1194 nucleotides. RefSeq names its product protein transport protein sec13, putative. Gene Ontology annotation, biological process: COPII-coated vesicle budding; protein import into nucleus. Gene Ontology annotation, molecular function: protein binding; structural molecule activity. Bases 1 to 1194 code for a protein of 397 amino acids. Gene Ontology annotation, cellular component: nuclear pore outer ring; COPII vesicle coat. The record is from RefSeq and is a predicted model, not a curated record. The transcript has 11 exons. NCBI's taxonomy places the organism in Eukaryota, Perkinsozoa, Perkinsida, Perkinsidae.
AUGUCACAGCAAAGGACGUCUGCGGCUGCCGCCCCCAUGAACACCUUCGGAAUGCCUCAGUCGGGAGGCCCAAUGAUUCCCCCACAACAGCAGCAGCAGCAGCAACCUACUGGACCGGUCUCGUGUUCGUUCGACACGGGCCACACGGGCUCGAUACAUGACGCUCAGUUGGACUACUAUGGCAAGCGUUUGGCCACGGCUUCGGGAGACUCGACUGUUCGAGUCUGGGAUGUCAGUACUGAGCAACAGGCGCUGCUCGGCGAGCUCCGUGGACACAGCUCACCCGUGUGGCAGGUGUCCUGGGCUCAUCCCAAAUACGGAAGUGUUCUCGCCAGUGUUGGGUAUGACAGACAGAUAAUCAUUUGGAGGGAGAGAGUAGCUGGAGGGUAUCAUCAGCAUCAGCAGACGACUACUUGGGAGCAGCUGUACUGCGAUAAGUCUCACACGGCAUCAGUGAAUACGUGCGCUUUCGCUCCGUGGGAGUACGGCUUGGUUCUGGCUGCUGGCUCGAGCGAUGGCAGUAUCUCGGUCCUCACUCACGAACAGAUGUCCACGUGGAGUCGCAAAGCCAUCCCAAGAGCCCAUUUGGGAGGUGUGCUGGCGCUAUCCUGGAGCCCUGCUACUACUCCGUCCACUUUGGCCUCGGGACCUGCGGUUCAGCAGCAGCCUUCGAACGAGGAGCAAGCGGGCCCUAGACGGAUCGUCUCUGGGGGGAACGACAACCAGGUGCGAAUCUGGCGUAUGGACGAGGCGACGGGGGAGUGGAGUAUGGAAACUGAGUUGCCCUCGGGCAGGCACACUGACGUUGUCCGCGAUGUCGCUUGGAGACCGAAUGCGGGCAUUCCUACCCAACAUAUCGCGUCAUGUUCGGAAGAUGGCAGUGUUGUGAUUUGGCAGUGUGAUAUGGAAGGGCAAGGCUGGAAGGUCGCACAGGAGUUCCACAUGAAAUCAGCUGCUUAUAGGCUCAGCUGGAGCAUCACUGGAACGGUGCUUGCUGUUGCUUUGGCCGACAACACAGUUGAGCUCAUCAAGGAAAAUUUCGAUGGACAGUUCGUGCAUCUGAGUGGGGUCGACGAGCAGGGUGUUCCAGAGGAUAGCAACGGUUCAGCUGGGAAUGGUAUGAUCGGCGCAUAUGGUCCGGAUGCUCAUCAGGAUCCUCACAAUGUCGCGGCAGCUAUACUGGGGUCGGCGUGA